Messenger RNA from Closterium sp. NIES-65, 996 nucleotides. The record is from the annotation of a GenBank genome assembly. Lineage: Eukaryota; Viridiplantae; Streptophyta; Zygnematophyceae; Desmidiales; Closteriaceae.
AUGUCCGCGAUUCACGCUCCCGUUAUCGGGGCGCCUGCAAUGGCGGUUCCCUUGGCGUCGCCCGUCGCGCGCGGACGGCGAUCGCUCGUCGCAUUGUCGCGCGGCGCGCGGUUCCCCGCAGGCAGUGCUGCUCGGCGGAGAGAGCGAGCGGAAGCCACCGCCUCUGCAUCCUCGUCAGUACCAGAGCAGCAGGACCAGCGGCAGGAUGAGCAAACAGUAGCAGCAGCAGCAGCGGUAGCGCACCCCUCCACGUGCCACCAACCAUCACCACCAUCGCAGUCCCGCCGAUCCAUGCUGCUAGCAGCAGCAGCAGCGGCAGUCGGCGUAAGCCUAGGCGACCUCGUAUCGGAAACAGGGGCGAGCGGAGCAAGGGGCGCAACAAGGGGAGCAGCGGGGGGAGCAGCGGGGGGAGCAGCGGGGGAAGCAGCGGGGGGAGCAGCAGCGAGGGGGGCAGCGGUUGCAGCAACGAUCACGGACCGGCCGAUGGAGUCGUACGACGAGCAGCGGCUGCUGGAGCAGAACCGCCGCAUCCAGCGCCUCAACCAAGCGCCUGAGAACUUCCCGGGGUUCAUCCGCCAAGGCUUCGAAGUGAGGGUAGUGACAGGGCCCGAGUACCAGGUCUCGCCCACAGGGCUGAUCUACUGGGACAUAGUGGAAGGUCAGGGCGAGCCUCCAUCGUCAGGACAGGAGGUGGAGUUCAACUACAUAGGCUUUAACGAGUCGGGCAGGCGUGUGGACAGCACGUACCUGCAGGGCCGCCCCGCCAAGACCAGAGUCGGCAUCAACGGCAUGAUCCCAGGGUUUGAGGAGGGCAUUAGUGGCAUGAAGGCGGGUGGGCGCAGGCGAAUCAUCAUCCCUCCUGAGCUCGGCCCCCCGACCGGCCCCUCCACCUUCUUCAGCGCCAAGCAGUACGAGGUGUUUGACAUCGAGCUGCUUGCCAUCCGCACCUGCGAGCGCCGCCAGAUCGUUUUCUACUCUGACGUUGUGUGCCAGUGA